AUGUCUAGGUUUGAUUUGGAUGUUGAAAGAGCUGUCAGAAAGGCAUGUUCCUACGAAGAAACAGCUCCCAAGCGUAAGCAUGUCCGUGGGUGUAUCGUGUAUACGUGGGAUCAUAAAUCAUCAAGAGCGAUUUUUAAUGCUUUCAAAAUGCAACCUUUAGGUCAGGAUGAAGUCUCAUUGUUCAAAGCUUUGAUAACAAUUCAUAAAGUUAUUCAGGAAGGUCAUCCGUCCGCUAUAAUUGAAGCCAUCAAGAAUAGAGAAUGGAUAGAAAGUCUUGGGCGGAUAUAUCAGGGAAGUGGUGACAAUGGUUACGGCCGUGUCAUCGAAGAAUAUGUGUUUUUCCUCUUACAAAAGUUAAACUUCCAUAGGACACACUCUGGGUUCAAUGGAACGUUCGAAUAUGAAGAGUACGUUUCUCUUGUCACCACCUCGAACCCAGAUGUUGGGUAUGAGACUAUUUUGGAUUUAAUGGAUCUUCAAGACACCUCUGAUAGAUUCUCACGUAUUCUAUUCGCUAGCAUAUCCAGUGGACGACGUAACGAAUGUAAGAUUUCUGCACUUGUUCCCUUGGUGAGCGAGUCGUAUGGAAUUUAUAAAUUUGUGAUGUCUAUGAUUCGGGCUAUGCAUAAGCAGACGGGGGAAGAUGGAGCUCUCGAACCAUUGUAUUCCAGAUUUUGUGAACAACACUCUCGUUUAUUUGAGUUCUAUGCUGAUUGCUCAGCAAUCAAAUAUCUAACAGGGCUAAUUCGUAUCCCUAAGCUGCCUACUGAGCCACCUUCACUAUCAGUAGAAAAUGAAACUCCAAAGAUUAGUAGGCCACCUACUCGCAAUUCAAACUUUGCCAGUGUUCAUGAGAGCAGGACAGGAAGCGAGAGUUCAAAACUGGAAGAAAGGAGUCAAAAUCAAAAUCAAAAUCCAAGCUACACUGGGCUUGGUUUAAAUGCCUACCAGAUGACGAAUGGCACGGGCAACGGCUUAGGAUUUUAUGGUGUAAAUCAUCCAUUUGAAGAAUCGGUCAACAGUCAACUGUUGCUUGAACGACAAAAGUUGGAGGAAUUGCGGAAGCAGGAGCAGAUGAUAGCUCAGCAGCAACAGGUGCGCGAGCAAGAAGCUCAACAAUAUGCUGUAGAGCAAGAAAGGCAACGGCAAAUGGCGUUUCAACAACAACAGCUAGAGGUGGAGAGACAGAAUCAAUUAGCGGUACAGCAACGAGAGCAAGCACUGUUUGAACAGCAACAAGCUCAGUAUGAUCAUUUAGCUCAGAACAACCAGUUUCAAAAUGAUCUUAACGUCAUGAGAGAACAACAUGAGAGAGAUCAAUUGAUGGUUCAGCAAUACGACAAUAGAGUGGCUCAAUUGGAGAAAGAACUUGAGAAUUUGAAUUUGAAUGUUAAUAAUCAAUUGAAAAAUCGUGAAGACCAAGUUAAAAGCCUUGAACAAUGGAGUGACAAGUACGACGGACUUGCUAAGCUUUAUUCACAGUUGAGACAAGAACAUCUAGCGGUUUUGAAGAAAUUGAAGAAGUCUCAGCAAGUUGAAAGUAGUGCUAAGGAAGCUAUGGCCAAAUUAGAUGAAAUUGAAGAUAGACAAAGCGAAAAAGCUGUAGAGGUUAAACGUCUAAUGAAGGAAGUUGAUAGGCUGAAAGCUGAACUGGUUGAAGAGCGUAGCAAGGGAACAAUAUAUGAAGAAAAAAGUAAGAUGGAAGUAGUAAGAAUGCUUCUGGGAGUAAAUGGUGAUGCGCUACUGGAGAAAAUACCAGCGACUGAAUGUGCCACUAAUCUAGCGAAUGCAUUUAACGAUCUGGUGGUUGAUGGUUUAAAUGGAAGCAUUAUGCCAGUAGCUGGAAGCAUUGCUCAGUUUAGUGUAGCUCUAGCAGGACGCCUAGAGGGACAAGAGUUUCUUUACACUUUGAAAGAAGUUAGUGGAAGCCCCGAAGAGAUAACAGACAAAGUAAUAGAUCUGAACAUUGGAUUGCAAACCAAGCUGUCGCCCAUUCAAAAAUUAAUCAACUUGCCUCAGAAUGACGCAGUCAAAGCCAUUAUCAACCUCAUAAAAGCUUCAACAGCAUGCCAAGCUGAAAUCGCCACCACUCAACACCCCGACCCAUACAAAAAGCAAAACAGAUGGAGACGGGGUCUAGUUUCUGCUGCGGAGGAAGUAGCAAAAGCGACAUCAUCAAUGGUUUCCGCCACCACGUACGAGACAUUCACCGUGGCUUCUAAUCAGGUAUUGGCUUCCACCGCUCAAUUGGUGGCUGCAUGCAGGGUAAAGAAUCCGCCAUCCCAACCACGCUUGGAGCAGUACAGUCGUAUUGUGUCGGCGGCGGUGAAAGCUAUGAGGCAAGAGCCUCCAGAGGAAACUAUCCCGACUUCAGAGCUAGACCUGCAGGCGCAUAUUGUGCAUUUGGAAAACGCUUUGGAACAAUCACGCAAAAAGCUGUCUACAAUUAGAUCUAGCGCCUACGCUUAUUCGUAA
Lachancea nothofagi CBS 11611 is the source of this 2475-nucleotide messenger RNA. NCBI's taxonomy places the organism in Eukaryota, Fungi, Ascomycota, Saccharomycetes, Saccharomycetales, Saccharomycetaceae. The record is from the annotation of a GenBank genome assembly.